Molecule: messenger RNA, 3705 nt
Organism: Macrosteles quadrilineatus (aster leafhopper)
Lineage: Eukaryota; Metazoa; Arthropoda; Insecta; Hemiptera; Cicadellidae
Exons: 3
Coding region: 251-838 (195 amino acids)
Source: RefSeq, a predicted model, not a curated record
AACAGCAAAAUGUUGUUUACAUUUUAUUUUUGAAAUAAUUUCAAAGUUUCAAAUUUGUAGGUAUUUUAUGUUGUGUACCAGUACUUUUACUAUGAAACUUAACCAGCCAAUUUUGUGAGUGAUUUUUUCUACGCAAGUUUUUAGCUUAAGUUAGUCUACUCUACUGUAGGCCAUGUAAACUGCAAGUUUAGUGGAUUCAGGGUGAGACUUUCUUCAAGUUGUCACAAGGACAUAAAAGAAUCUCAGAAGGAUGGAUGAAGAAAAAGGGUCGACUAGUCAAAGUAUGUCGCCUGACUCUGUGGACGAGGAAAGGCCACUCAAAAAAGCUAGAUAUGUUUGGCAGAUUAAAGGACGUUGUCGCUUGGACAGACCAAGAGGAGGGCGCAGUUGCAGCCACCAGUCCCAGGCUCAGCCGCAGCAGGCAGCAGAGUGUCCUAUUGGCCGCUGGCAGACAAGACAGAUGGCACGAGCCGUAGUAGACAACACUAUCAACUCCGUGCUAGAGGACAUGGGCUUCACUCCACCCCCGGACAACGAAGACAUCAUCAGUUUCGACAUCUUCCCCACCAUCCACAAUAGAGAAGGCAUAGAGAACCAAGCGGUUCUCAUGGCCAUACAGAGCCACGGGUUGCAGAAACCCUGUAUAUGCUCUCAUUCCUUGGGAGCAUCUGUCUCAACCCAUCCUGUGCCCUUCCACCAUCGACCGUCGACUCCCCUCCCGUCUACAUCGGAGCCGCAGGAGAAGUACGCAGGUGAAACUGACUUUCUGGCUCAAGCUGUAGCUGUAGCGAUCCAGAAGAAAGGUCUCGGAUCGUAUUCCGAAACCGAUCACGGCUAAUGAUGCGUUCAAUGAGUACUACUGAGUUCCUAUCUGUGUUGACGGACAUAUCGACACUUGUUGGAUUGCAUUGUCUAGUUUAUUGUAAAUUCAGUGUAACUUAGGAGAAAGGUAUAUUAAAAUACAGCAGAACUCUAACUAUCCGUACCAGUUGGGACCGGUUCCCAUCCGAUCAUAAUAAUGAAAAAAUUUAUGGUCAAAUUUUUCAAGAUGUCACUAGAAAGCUCAUUAAUACAACAAUGCAAUAGUGUCACUGCAAGAUGUACGCAAUUUGGCAAUCUGGGUGGUUGGAGUUCUAAUGCAGUUAGUAACGGCCAAUUGACUGUCAGUGUGCUUAAUAAAGAAUGUUGUUUGUUGAGUGUCUGCAUGAAUUGAUAUCAAGUGUAAAUUGUUACUAAAACUUCAGGAUAUUGAAACAUGUUAGUUUAAAAAGUAUCUAACUUUACAUAUUUUGUGGAAACAUCUUUAUUAAUAUUAAUUUCUAUGAAAAUUAAUCAACUUAUUCUUAUAACCCACGUUGAUAAUUUAGUUUAAAGAAGAAUUAAAAGAUUUUUUUAUUAAGGUACUUAGUGUGGGGUUUCUUUUGUGGUAGGGAUUUUGCACAGAAUAAUCCCAUCUGGUAUUUAAUGACUACAGGUUUUGGUUAAGUUUAAAAAUUUAAGUUAAAAAAAGUUAAGUUUUUUUUUUACCAUAGUAAAACUAAGUAGUUUUUUAUUUCUUGUCUCUGUGAGUUUAGUUUACUUUAAUCUCUUAUUCAAACUGAAUGUAUGUUUCACUUAGUUUAAGAUCACUAACAAACGUUCUUAGAAAGUACCUAUAUGUGAAUGUUUAUCCUUCAAUCAUUUUUCAAAUAUGUUUUUCUGUACUAUUAAAUGUCAUUAUCAUCGGUAAGUGUCAGUGUACAUAUCUUAUAAUAUUAAAAAUUACAUAGUAGGCCUAUUGUCGGGACCACGUAAGUUUGCAGUUGGUGGCAGCCAAUCACAAGACAAGGCUAGCGCGACGUUGCCACAUCACCCAUUGACAACACUAAUUAAAAUAUAAAAGCAAUAUUUUCAAAUCAGCUGGUAUUAUUAGAUUUGGCAACACCGCACCGUUCUCAUUGGUUCAUUCGAAACCAUAUGGUAAAUAGGCUCCUCCCUCAACUGCAAACUUAUGUGGUCCCGACAAUAGUUCAUCUAGGGAUCUUUUUAGAGUUGUAUUGAAAUAUCUUAAUUUGUAUUAUCCUUAAGUAAAUAAGGGGUUUUAAUUUUUUGUUAAUUUUUAUCAGGAACUCAAUGUAAAACGCCAGAUUAAUCUAGUCAAAUGUUCUAGGGUUUAAAAAGUCGUUAAUGAUUAUGUUUUUUUUGUAUUACCAACAUAGGCUUACCUAGCGGCGUAAUUUUCUGGCAUUUUACUUUGCCCGAUGAGUCGAUUUUGAAUUUUCUACACAUUCUGAACAAGAUACUCAUUUUUAAACAUAUUUACAUAUUUUACUGCCCAACUUGAACCCCUUUAUUAAUCAAAAGUCAAAACAUGCUAUGUUUAAUUUAUGUCAUCAGAGUAUGAAAAGCAACGUUUUGUUUGAUUUUGUACAUAUCUCUGUUCUGAUGAUUAACAUGGAAAGACUGGGAAUACAGUGAUUUGAAGAGUUAAGUCCACAGCACUUGUUAUGUCCCAUAAGGUUCGUUUCCACUAUAUAUAUUUUGUACAAGAUGUGUUUAAAAAAAAAGUCAAAAAUUUAUUUCUGUGGAAUAUGUGAUGCAAAUUAGUUUACAUUUUACCAUUAUCUUAACCAACGCACAUUCUACAUGAUAUGCUCAAAUAUUUAUGGUGUUAAGAUUCUCUUGGGACAUUGUCACAGACAUCAAAUGGCCUUGGAAAACCUCUUUGGCAGUUUGUGUGUUUACUGUUUAUAUGCAUGGCUUGCAAAGAGAUUGUGCUACUGCUUACAUUUUUUUUUAGAAAUAAUUCUCUCUAAAUAUAACUAUUUCCCUAUUGUUUAUAUUCCUAAAAUUGUUGACCACUGCAUAAAGUUAAGGUUAUACAUCCAAGACUGACGGGACGGACUGGGGAGGGACGGGUUCAAUCCCCGGCACAUCCACUAAACUUUGAUCUCUCGUAACUUCUCGUGUGAAAUGCCACUGGCGUAGAAAAAAAAAAAAAAAAGACUGUACCAUACAUGGGUAUAACUAUUCUGUUUAUGAAAAGUCCAUGACACAAGGGCAUUAAAAGGAUUAUAAAAUAAACACUGUUGAAAGCAGUAAAAAUUAUAGGGUUAGAUAAUAGAAGCAAAAUGUUGUAUAUUCAAUGGUCCCAUGGAUAUUUUGCUCAAUCUCUGUCACACGUUUAUUUGUGGCAGGGGGGAGGGGUUGAUGUAAUUUGUAAAUUAAUGGUCCUUUUCUAUAAUCUUCAUAUAAAAUGUCUUGCGUAGUAUUUUUAGAGGACUUUAGUUUGUUAACUGUUCUCUUCAUCUGAAAUUACCACAACAAUACUCCAGGGUUCUAGAAAUAUAUAGUGUUAUAAUAUGUGCAACUAGAUGAAAAAUAAGGUUUAGUGGAAACGAACCUUUGCAUUAUUUUUACCUUGCAGUGUCAGUUAACAGUGAUUCCAAAGUAAAAAUUUAGAUUCAUGAACACAUGUUCAGAUGUAUCAGAAACAUACAGCUUAACCCCAUGCUAAUUUCAUAAUUUUCACAGUAAUUUUUUUUGUCAAAACAAAAUUUGUAACUUUAUUUAACUGCGGAAAAUGGCUUUGAAAAUUUAAAAACAGUAUUAUUGCACUCAACAAGUGAAUCAGUUAUUUAUGAAAGGGCUGUUGUCAUUGAAACCAAAUUUUUGGGAAAUCAAGAAAAACUGUUUGGUUGCUAAGUUACAAUACUUAGUUUCAGU